Molecule: messenger RNA, 1608 nt
Organism: Oppia nitens
Lineage: Eukaryota; Metazoa; Arthropoda; Arachnida; Sarcoptiformes; Oppiidae
Product: O-phosphoseryl-tRNA(Sec) selenium transferase-like
Exons: 2
Coding region: 157-1608 (483 amino acids)
Biological process (GO): conversion of seryl-tRNAsec to selenocys-tRNAsec; selenocysteine incorporation
Molecular function (GO): tRNA binding; O-phosphoseryl-tRNA(Sec) selenium transferase activity
Source: RefSeq, a predicted model, not a curated record
UCUCAUAGUAUGUUUUAAUAUAUAAAAAUGUGACGAAUUGUCACAUUAGUAGUAAUAUACAGGUAUUUAAAUGACUCAAAACAUUGUCUGCAAAACACUUUUGAUUGAUAUUUGUUUUAAAGACUUAUUUCUUGUGAUAAUUAACUAAAUUAAGAAAUGGACGAUACAUUUAAGUUAUUGGUCAACAAUUUGCUGAAGACGUCGGUUACUGAGACAGCCAUUGACUCAAUGACCACACGGGAGAACCGAAUCCGACAAUUGUUUCGACACCGCAAGUGUCCCGUCGAUGGCUGGGAUGAGGUCACCAUCGAGUUGUUGGUCAACAGAUUGGCGUUAAUGGAUAGUAACAAUUUUAUACACAACUAUGGUUUGGGUGAACGUGAGGCCAGAAUUGCUAGUUCUUUGGUUGCCCGACGUCACUACCGAUUCGGUCACGGCAUCGGCCGUUCCGGUGAUAUCUGCGAAUUACAACCCAAGGCUAUCGGCUCUAGUCUUAUGAAUGUAUUGACAAAUACUUUAGUACUGGACGUCAUUCAACAGUUAGGUGUUCCCAAUACUAGUUCAUGUUUUGUGACGCCGAUGGCCACCGGUAUGAGUCUUACACUGUGUUUAUUGACUUUAAGACACAAACGACCGAACGCUAAAUACGUGAUUUGGCCGCGAAUUGACCAGAAAUCGUGCUUUAAAUGCAUUUUAACCGCCGGGUUUAUACCUAUUAUUAUUGACAAUAAAUUACUGGUCAAUAAUUCGCUGGAAACCGACUUUGUUGCUAUUGAAGCCAAAGUCAAACAACUAGGAAGUGACCAAAUUGUCUGCAUAUUGUCGACCACUUCAUGUUUUGCUCCGCGAAAUGCUGACCCAUUAGAAGAGAUUUCAAAGUUGUGUCUUAAUGAAGAUAUACCACAUAUAGUAAACAAUGCUUACGGAUUGCAAUCGACAAAAUGUCUUCACCUUUUGGAAGUCGCCUCAAGAGUUGGUAGAAUUGAUGCCUUUGUUCAGAGCACAGACAAAAAUUUUAUGGUUCCCGUUGGCGGUGCUAUAAUUGCCGGCUUUAAUAAACAAUUUAUCGGUGAAAUUAGCAGUACUUAUGCCGGCCGGGGAUCCAGUACUUCAUCUCUAGACGUAUUGAUAACUUUACUUCAAUUAGGUAUUAAUGGCUAUAAGAAAUUGCUUAAAGAACGCAAAGAUCACUUCAAUUAUCUUAAGGAACAAAUGAUAUUUUUGACUAAUAAUUUCAAUACAACUGUCAUUGAAUGUAAAGCAAAUCAGAUAUCAAUUGCAAUGACAGUCGACAAUAUAAUCAACAACGACAACAACAAUAAGACAUCUAUGAAUACAACAGAAUUGGGUUCAAUGCUUUUCAAGAGAGGAAUAUCUGGAGCACGAGUUGUGGCUAUUGAUGGCAAAUAUAAGAGUAUUGGCGGUUAUGAGUUCAAAAACUGGGGCUCACAUAGCAGUCUUGAUAAUAGUUCCUACAUUACAGCUGCCGCUGCUAUCGGAGUUACCAAAGAGGACAUCAAUGUUUUUAUUAGAAAAUUAAAAUCAGUUUUUGAAUUAAUUAAAAGAGAUAUAAAUAAUAUAAAAUCUAUAAAUAAUACAAUAUUUUGA